This is a messenger RNA of Drosophila suzukii, 11717 nucleotides long. RefSeq names its product small ovary (gene sov). Gene Ontology annotation, biological process: regulation of transcription by RNA polymerase II. Gene Ontology annotation, cellular component: nucleus; chromosome. Gene Ontology annotation, molecular function: chromatin insulator sequence binding; RNA polymerase II transcription regulatory region sequence-specific DNA binding; DNA-binding transcription factor activity, RNA polymerase II-specific. NCBI's taxonomy places the organism in Eukaryota, Metazoa, Arthropoda, Insecta, Diptera, Drosophilidae. The record is from RefSeq and is a predicted model, not a curated record.
AACUCAUAAAAUAUUUAUUUGUUAGUAUUUUAAACGAUCAAAUAAUAAUAAAAUCUGCGAUUUUUAGGACUAAAUGUUCAAUUUUUUUACUUCAAACAUACUGCACGAAAUAAGCUGCGGCAUGGAAAAAGCCUGUACAUUUUGUUUUUAUUAAAUUACUUUUUUGUUUUUAUGAUGAAGAAAAUCGCUUUCGUUCAAUAAACAUGUUAAUACUCCCUAUUAACAUACUGCAUUUAAAUUUUUCUGAUAUCUUUCUUAGUUUAGCAGAAAUAACGACUAUAACUUUUUUUAGGUUGCUGCACGAAAUAAGCUGCGAGCCACUGUAUGUAUGUAUCUUUUAUUUGCGUUGCCGAUCCCAACACCGUGAUUUUUUUCCUCUGCAAAAGCAACAACAGCAUCAAAAAUAUCGAUCGCCCUACGACACUAAUACACUGACACUUGGCCGCCGCCGCACGCACACCACUGCAGUUUGCGGCGAAUUCACUUCGCCGUAGUUUAAUGCGCAUUUCAUUCUCCUUUACGCUCUCCCCUUCACUAACGUUGUUUUUUUAUGUAGGUAUGUUCUUGGAAGUAGUGCCGUUGUGUGGUUGUUGGACUUAUUUGAUGAAUAUAAACUAGAGCGUGCUCGUGAGUGUGAUGACAGUCAUCGCAGAAUCGCACUAUCGAUAGUCGGCCGUGCAGAAAUACUGCGACUUGACGCUUGUUAUUUUUAAAUUGUUAAUGCAUUUAUUUAAGUAAAGGCUAAGUAAACAAUAGCUUGUAUUGAAAUUGAAUCUCGUAGUUUUGCAUGCGCUAAUAUUUGUAUUAAGAACGAUAGAUAGCACACUAUCGAUAGUUAUCGCUUUUACCCGUAUUCGGAUUCGGCGCCACAGUUGUUGUUGUCAUUCGUUUCGACGACGCCGUGAACUUUACAUGUGUGCUACCCUUCCAUUGAACGGUUAAUUAAGUUGGAAUAAGGAACGGAAUGUAAAAGAAAUAAAUACCGCUUUAUGUACACGUAGUUUGCACUUUCCAUGGACAUUGGUGGCAUGUUAGUUGCUGCCAUUCGAGGAGUCGGAUACGGAUCGAGCCCCCAGUGCCGCCUGCAGAAUGGAGGAGAGCGAGGACGACGUGGUGGAGGUGGCCUGCGACAACGCGCUGAAGGAGCAGGUCCAGGCCAAGCUGGCGGAGAUCCGUUCAUUUGUGCCCUUCAUCCAGCGUGUGCGAACGGACUACCAGAAGACCCUAUCCGAUGUACAGGGCCACCGGCUGGACUCCCUGGUCGGUCUGCUGCAGCGCGAAAAUGUAUCGAUGAGCACACUCAACAAGAUCGAGAGGAUCAUCGAAAAGCUAAAGAACAGAUUCGAACCGAGGAUACCAGGGGAAGUCAUCGAAAUCACCGACCACUCUGAGUCCAAUGCGACGACGGCCCAACAGCAGAUCAUGCCCUCGGGUACGGGCUCCAAGCCAAACGGCUUAGCCAUCCCCUCAUCAGCUACCACCACCAAGACCGCGCCCUAUCCCCUGGCGGCGUCUUGCAAUACGAACGGAUUACCUAUUCCGGAUGCAGCUGCCAGCAAGGCCAAGCCAGCGAUACCAAAGCUGGAGCGAAGCUCGAUCGGAAGUACGUACGGUUCCUUAGCAAAGACAUCUGCCCUUGGCUUUGGCUCCUUCACCACCUCCACCAACAAGAUGUCAGGCUCGUUGACUUCCGCACAGAAUCGAGCUCCUUUAAAGGCUCCCUUGGCCAAGCCGCUACCAGAUGAUAAGCAGAAACCUGUGACGGAACUACUUGCCCCAUCGCAAACUACAGCUCAGGUUCAGCCUCCGGAUACAAAGUCACCUGCUAUUGCAGAGCAAGAACCAGCGCCAGCGCCAUCCGCUUUCAAUAAGAAACGCGGUUCUCUGCCCAGUACUUCGCUCAAUCGCGGAGUGCUGGCUGCCAUGCAGGAGGCCCGCAUGGAGGAGAAGAAGCAGCGGGCCAAUGCCCACCAUACAUCGCCAUCAUCAGCCAAAGAAUCGUUCGCUGGAGCUUCGCCAGAGAAGGACUUUUCGCGUCGAUCCUAUCCAGAAUCGGUUCAGUUCACCCGCCGUUUGCCAGAAAAACCGGUGCAACCAGCGAACAUGUCGGAUUUUGUGCGUCGAUCCACACCGCCUGUGCCUGUGCCUUUGCCUUUCUCCAUGCAAGAGGCACCCUCAAGGCAGUCCGAAAAGAUUGGAACUGACGAGUGCAUGGUUCCGGCAACAUCGUUGGAGAGCGCCUCGCUGGAGGAAGCGCGGAAGAAGCUGGCCGCCUUGCGAGGAGGAGGAUUAGGAUUAGGAUUAGGAGGAGGAGCAGGAGCAGGAGCCGUACAGGAAAUGCCGCCCCUGGCCUCCAACAUUAAUGAUCCGCGCGGCAAGAAGAACUUGAGUUUGAUCUUGCCUACGCCCGUGACCAACAAUAUUAACAACAAUAACAUCAGCUUACCGCUCAUGACCCCGCCUCCCAUAGUUCGCACUCCUUCGCCUAUUCCGCCGCCGCCGAGCAUGAAGCGCGGUACUUGGGCCGCGUUUUCGAACAAUCCCCUGAAGAGUGGCUUUAAUGCUCCGCGUACUUCGCAGCACAACUCUGAAACUCCUGGAGAUCCUCGUGAUCCUCGAGCCCAGAGGGAAUCAAGCAUUGAAACCAGGCCCCUUAAUGGCAGUGAACCCCGAGAGCCGCCACGUGAUCCUCGCAUCUGGCAGAACAAGCCAUCCCAUUCACAUCAUCAGCAGCAUCAGCAACCGCCACAAUAUCCCAGUGAUCCGCGUCGCGCUUCAAGCGUCUACAGCGGCUUUGAAGACUCCACCAAUAGCUGGCAGUGCAACAACAAUAACAACAACAACGUUAACGGCAAUGGGAGUGCCUACAACAAGUCCAGCUGGGGUGGCAGUCAGAAUGGGAGCGGGCCAAAUGUAAGAGGGUUUAAGGGCAAUCAAAAUGGAAGUGAAAAUGCAGGAGUCUUUAAUGGCUCACAAAGCUUCAGAGGCGGAUAUCGUGGAGGUCACAACAGCCGGGGUUUCGGUAAGUCUGGUUCCCGCUUCGACCGAGACCAUGACGUGCCCCGCACAUAUGGGGAGCACCGCAAGGCCAAGGCUCGCGCUGAGGCGAAGGCCAAGGCUAAGGCUGCGGAGGAGGAACGCCAGAUGAUAGCGGAAAUUCAGCGGCAAAUGGAUGCCGAAGAGAAGCGCAAGUUGCUUGCCGCCGAGACACAACGAAGAAGGGAGGAGAAUGAGGCCGCUGAGGCGACGUCACCGGUGAUACCUGUUCCGGAACUGGACACCUCCUACCGCAACGUCACGCUCGGUCCGUUAACAAAGAAGCUAGACUUUCGAAUACCGAAGAAAACCCCCCCAGCCGCAGCACUAGCAGCUCCAAGCCCAGUCAAUGGGGAUGGGGACAGCUUAAGGUCCUCCUCAAAAUCUCCUACGAACAAGUCAUGUGAUGCCAAAAAAGAUAAAGAUACUGAUAAGAAUAAAGACAGGCAUUUAGAUAAGGCUAAGGAUAAGGACAAGGCGGAAAAGGGCAAGGACAAGUCGGAAAACAGUCUGGAAAAGUCCAAGAAGCAUCACAAGUCGUUUGAUAAUAAGACCGAGAAAAAGAAGAAUAGAUCCGCCAAGAAGGAAAAGAAAAGACAAGACAGGGAGCAUGAGAAGAAAUCGCGAGGUGGUGACAAAACUCGUGAGUUUGCGGACACGGAUAGCGUGACCAGUGUGAUUAGCUCUGAAAAUACAGACAACCUGGAGAAUGAGCCGCCCGUAAGCGAAGCAAACUCUUCUCCCAUUCCAGAGCUAGCUCCCAGUACACCCGACAUCCAGCCUGCCCAGCCGACAGGAAGCAAGUCUUCUGUCUCGGAGGCAGCUCCCUCAGCCGAUGUUGAGACGAAGCAACAGGAGGAUGAUGAGGAUCAGGAUGUGUUCGCCAUAUUGGACAGAGCAAAAAAAGCGGCAGUAGAAACGGCUGCGAGGAAGCGCGCCAUAUCAACUUCAGAGGCAAAGACAGCGAAAGAAAAUUCGGAAGAUAAAGGACCUGAAAACGCCCACGAGAUUAAAGAGGAUGCGAUUGGUGAGGAGGAUAAACCGCCAAAACUGUCCAAGCUAAAAAUAGUGCUUGGACCCAAUGCCCACACAUUGAUGGUGCACCCUGAUGCAGGCAGUCUGGAGAAGGAAUCCAAGGUCACGGACAGCAAACCUAUGGAAGAUGAUGAUCAUGACGACGAAGAGGUGCCCGGUCCGUGCCCUCAACUUCUGCGCCGCAUCAUGCAGCGGCGCAACUCCAUGGCUCCCACGGCCAGCAAGCCGCUGGUGGACAAGACAGAAAUCUUUACCCCCAGUCUACUCUACGAGGACCUGCAGGAGCAGAGGCGCAAGUCACAGAACGCACGCAGCCUGGCUAACAUGUUUGAGAAGACCAACGACAACUGUAGCGUUUCCACGCAGAACAUUAUCUCCGGCAAGCGUCGCACCCGCGGCCUAGAUGCAUCCUUCAACGAGACGCAACUGAGUCGGAGCUGUUUUGGUCUGGGCCAGAUUAACAGGUCGCGGACAAAGGCCACCGAUGGCAGUACAAGUAGGGCCCCUGACAGCGCCAAGCAUGCCGAAAAUUCGAUGGCUAUUGAUGCCAAUGCUGUUGAUCCUAUUCCUGUUCCUGCUCCGAAUCGUAAGCGCAGGCGACAAACCAUUUCAAAGGAAGCUCCGAUUACGCCGGUGGAGCCCAAGAAGGCACGCUUGGAAAGUGAGGAGAUUAAGGCUGUCAAGGAUAUAGAUAUAUCUGUCAAGCAGCCGGCAGAGGACAACGAGGAGGUCAACAUUAUGGAUGUGGACGAAAACUCCUCCGAGCCGGCGGCCCCCGUGACCGUGAUCCCACCGCCUCCAAAACCUCGCGCGAAACCCCGAAAGAAGCGCAACGAGCUGGACAAGCUAAACGAGGACAUUGCGCAAAUGUACUACGGCGAAGAAGUGCUGCGGGCCACCGGGCGCAGGGCCUGUACCCGGCGCUCCCGCACUCCCUCACAGACGCGGUCCAGUAGCCAGCGUUCCCGAACUCCUUCUCUCUCACGAGCCUCACCGGCCGGCGAUAGCAUUUCCAGCGUUUCCCUGGGCAGUCCCAUUUUUAUACGGAACGUGGCGCGAAGGGGCAAGCCUUUUGGUCCCGGAUCCCGGUCGUCCGGCAUAAAUCGGACCACGUUUAAGGCCAAGACCUUGCCAAAAACCAAGCGCUGCCAAGUGAGAAUACAGCGAAGUGCUGCCUUGGAAGAGCUGCUUAAGAAGCAGGGCGAGAAAGAGCAGAAACCAGCUAAGAAGCGCAAGCAGAAGGAAAAGGAAGUUCGCAACACAAAUCCCGAAUGGCACGCCAAGUCGAAGGCUGCCAUCGAGUGUGUGGUCUGCUCGAAGUCAGUCCGCAGGAGCCCUAUCUGUCACUACUUAAUGAAUCACGAGGAGCACUAUGCCGCUCGCUUGCCACCCGGCGUGCUUGAAGAUCUGCGGCUCGGACGCGGCAAUCGGCCGGACUACCGGAUUUCACAGCGGCACUAUAGCAAGUUUCACAUCACUUGUCCGUUUUGCCAGAAGCAAUUGCUUCUCAACCGACUGGAUCUUGGCGAACAUUUGUCCGCCCACAUGGGCGAGCCGCGUCACCAGUGCUCCCACUGUCACUUCCCGCAGAACCGCCUCAUUAGGCUGCAGGCGCACACCGAGACCUGUGGUCCGGGUGCCAAACCGCAGAGCUAUCCUGACAACUGCAGUCUGCCGAUGAAAGUGCACGUGUGCCAUCUAUGCCAGUUUGUGCAGCAGAACAAGGGGAACAUGGACCGGCAUCUGAUGCAGCAGCACGGCCUGUCCAAGGAGCAGCUUAAGAGUGUGGAGCGGGAGGAACUGAUGCUCUGCUCCCUAAAGGACGUGCCGACAGCCGAGUCGCAAGAGGACGCCAACGCCUUCCUGCAAGGAAAUGAGCCAAGCACAAGUGGAGCUGCCAAGGUGCGCAACACACACAAGGUGCCCAACACUCCCAAGGUGACCAAAAAGGGUAAACAGCUAAAGAAGAUCAAGAUCCGGUUUAAGAAUAUGGCCAAGAAAUCCGUUCGUCUAGUGAAGAGAGAACGGGAAGAGCAAGAGGAACAGGAGCGAGAAAGGGAAGAGCAAGAAGAACAGGAAGAGCAGGAGCGGGUGGUGACCAAAAUGGAGGUGGAUCAUGACAUGCGGCGGCUACCGCUGCCCCCGCCAGAAAAGGAACCCGUGCUGGUGGUGAACGAGUGUCUGGCGGAUGUCGAAAUGGAAUCGGAACUGGAGGAAGACGUCGACGAGGAACAGGCCAUUCAAAACAAGAGCUUGAUGGUGGAUGAAAAGCCCGUUGUGCUGCCCGGCUUGGGAGCUGACCUGGUGGAAGCAGGUCCAAGUGUAAUAGAACCAGAGCCAAGUGUAUUAGAACCAGAGCCAAGUGUAUUAGAACCAGAGCCAAGUGUGUCAAAACCAGAGUCAAGUGUAUUAGAACCAGAGCCAGCAACUCUAGCGCAAGCCACUCCAACGCCAAUGGACGAAGAGGAUGUAGAAGUGGAUGUGGAGCAGGUGACUCCACCGCGGCCACAAUCUGUUCCAAAUCCCGCUGCCGAGGAGGUUCAGGCAGUCACGCUGGCUGAGUUGGCCGGCGAUGUGCUCGAUGGCAUUGGCAGCGAUUGUUCCGACGUUGAGAUUGAGGACGAACCGGUGCCAGUGGAAGCAAAUGACGAAGACGAAGAUAAUGCUGAUUCUGAUGAUGAUGAUAAUAAUGACAGCGGUAAAGCGCCCACCGAUGAGUGGGUGGAUCUGGAGACGGCCAAGAGAAACUCCAAGGGUUCCCCCAAGAGCAUUUUCCAGAAGUUUAAUCGCUUUUGCUCGCGCCUGAACAAGGCAGUCCGAUCCAGUGGCAAGUCAGGGACCUCCAAUGGGAGUCAGAGCAGCGAGGGCAGCCACGACAUGCCCGAUCCCAGCGAACUGAUGCCCAGAAUGCGACCGCUAGAGCCAGAGACGGUGGCGGAGAGAACGAUCCCGGUGCCUGUUUCUCCUGCGUCAGCUCUUGCGGCUGCUCUUGGGGCCACUCCUGAGGCAGCUCCCGUGGCCGCUCCUGUGGCCACUCCAAUCACAUCUGCGCGUUUUAAGGCGCCACCCAAACGGGUAGAGAAUGUGGCUUUUCGAAAGCCCUUCUCAGAUGACGACCAAAAGCAGCAGGCAUCCUAUUUCUGCGUGCGACCGGGCUGUACUUUUCUCUUCUCCAACGAACUGGAAGGACUCGAGAAUCACUUUGCGUUGGAGCAUCCGUUGGUUCGCUGGAGCGGCAAAUGUGCCAUCUGUCCGGAGUUCAAGAAAGUGGAUACACAUCUCAGUAUUCGCGAGGAGUUGCGUCACAUGAGGGACGACCACAUGGUGGUCAAAUCCGCUCUGACUCCCUUACCGCCUCCGAUAGAGGAGACGGCGGAUGUUGUUUCGGAAACUGAGCCUGUUUUCGCUCCAAAUCCCGAUCCCGAUCCCGCUCCCGUGCUUCCCAAGCUGCGGGUUCGUCGAUUCACUGGCGAUCGCCUGGUAGAGCAACUUGCGGAGCAGAAUCAACCGGAAGCAGCCGUAGUUCUACCCAAUGCGCCGGCACAGCCCAAUGGCAUGCUGAGGUGUCUGCUGGCGGCGGAUCCGCGACCACCUAGCCAGCAGGUGGACUUUAAUGCCGCCGGACUGGGCGAGUUCCUCUGCGCCAAGCCCAAUUCGCCGCCAAAGGAGCCAGUCCCCGAAAAACAGCCCCUGAUAAUCAACUAUCAGAGUGGGUUGGGCCUGUCUAUCAGCAAGGUGUACAGUAGGGCUCAGAUGACCGCCGAUCCAGUGCUAUCGACAGCCGUGGAGGAUCCUCGCCCUGACCAAUUGGCUACACCGCCAGUUCAGACCCAGAAUCGUAAGCGAUUUUGCUGCAUGGCCACCGGUUGCAACUUCACCGCCCACAAGGUCAUGUUUGUCCGCGAGCACAUGAAAUUCCACAGCUUUAGCUUCACUUCCACUGGCUACCUAAACUGCGCGUACUGCUCCCACGUGGCAGUCGAUGUGGAUGACUACCUCCGUCACGGAGUGAUGAUUCACGACCUGGCCCCACGCUCCGACCUGGAGUAUGCAUCGGGGCCACCGUCUGUAAGCCAGCAAAUCCGGGACAUGCUUAGUCAGCGGAACACUGCGGCUGUUGGCUGUCCCCCUGCAAACACGACGACGACCGGCCAGUCCGCCCCCGUUGCCAGCAGUAAUCCAGAGGCUGGAGGGUCAGGAUCGGGGGCACCCGCCGGUUCAAAUGGUCUCGUUUCCGUAUCUGUUGCGAUCACAGAUCUGCUCAGACCGACGGGAUACAGCGAAGAUAGAUUGUACGCCUGCCCCCAAAAAGGCUGCAUCGUCCGGCUGACGGAGGAGCAGUUUGUGAACCAUCUGCGCUACCACAUCCGCAGCACCCCCCAGGGCAGCGAGCAGGUGAAGUGCAAGUACUGCACCCAGCAGAUGCAACCGCCGGCCCUGCGAACCCAUCUUCAGCAGUCCCACGCCCGCCACACCAUCUUCUGCGGCAUCUGUUUGGCCACAGCGGUGAACAAGCGCCUGAUGCUCUUCCAUGUGCGCAAGGAGCACCAGGAUGCCUACGAGCUGGUCAAACGGCAGCUGCAGUUCAUCCAGCUGCGCAUGAAGCCCGAUGCCGUCGCCAAGGGCAGCGUGGAAAUCGAGUGCUACGUUGCCGCCGUGGAGCAGCCCUUUGGCGCCUUCCAGAUGCACAAUUUCCAGCGCAAGCUCUUCGAGGAGCUGGAGCUACGGCGCAAGGGCACCAAGAUGGACUUCCGCUCCUCUGAGGUGCGCCUCCUACCGCGCACCCCGAUCUUCCCCAAGGAGCUGCGCUGUGCGGAGUGCCCCUUCAUCACCACUGUGCGGACAGCCAUGCAGAUGCAUCUCUACGGUCAUAAGGAGGAGGCCAUUCGCCAGGCCUACCAAACGGACGAAUCGGCCAUUGUGGUGGAAACAGGAUCAACAGCUGCGCCACAGAAUGAGGCAGCUUUAGAUUCAGAGACGUCGGCGGCGGGUACUUCCGGAUCGGCCGUUCCAGGUUCCCAAGCAGCACCGCAGCAGCCGGAUCCACCGAUUCCGGGGAAACACAAGAUAUUCAAGCCCCCCUAUGAGUAUGUGCCAUCGGCGAUCCGCUUUCAGUGCGGUUUCUUGCUCUGUUCCCAGCGUUUCUCCUCGGAACUGGUGUUGCGCCAGCACAUGAUCAUGCAGCACAAGUACUCAGAGGUAAUAUACUGCCCGCACUGCAAGAUGCGCCCGGGUCAGGUCAGCGUGGAGAAGUAUUUGGCCCAUCUCCUGAUGCACAAGCGGCACGUCUACCAAUGCGGAGCGUGCAACCGCCACAAUAGCAAGCGUGUCGCCAUCGAGAAGCACAUCCAGGACCGUCACUACAAUCAAAAUGUGGACGUGGUGGUGCACCGCCACAUGGACUACGACAAUACGAUCAACGCCCGUUGGCUAAAGACCCCUAAACUAGCGCGCCACGCAAUCAUGGAGUACACGUGCAACCUGUGCCUCCAGUACUUCCCCACGGCCCUGCAGAUCAUGGCCCAUGCGGCGUCCGUUCACAAACGGAGCCACCAGUACCACUGCCCGUACUGCGCCUAUGGCGGCAACGCCGCCACGUUUAUUAUGGACCACAUCCGGAGCGAGCAUUCGGGGAAGGUGGUGCAGCCGGUGCAGAUCUACCAGCGCAUCGUGUGCAAGAACAAGCAGACCCUCGGCUUCUAUUGCAGCCUCUGCCGGGAGUCGGCCGGCAACCUACAAAAGAUCACUGCCCACUGCGAGGAAAGGCACAAGUCGCGGUUCAUGUGGAAGUGUCCGCACUGCGACGUUGGGCAUUACAUCGAACGGCACGUGGCCAUGCACAUUGCCGAGGUGCAUCCUCAGGAAACCGGACUGUCCGUGAUCCAGUACGAAAAAGUGCUCAACGAAAUGCCCGACGAGAUGAGUUGGGCCUUGGGUCAGCCCAUCGAAACCCAGCCUGAAGAAGAGGUGGAGGAGGAAAAGCUGCCGGAAGAGCCACCGGAACGGGCCACGUCCCAGUCCCACAUCGUGACGGAAGUGGUGGACCUGCUGGCCUCCGACGACGACUCCGAGGAGCUCGGCGAAGGUCAGGAUGAACCGAAAAUCGUGGAGUUCGCCUGCACACACUGCGACGAGACUUACAGCAACUUGCAGGACCUGCGCACCAAGCACUGGGCCAUCGUUCAUCCGGAGCAGCCGUUCUACUUCCGCGUGCAGCCGCAGCUGCUUUGCUCCGAGUGCAAGAACUUUAAGGGCAACGCCAAGGCACUGCGCGACGAGCACCUGCUCAAGGUGCACGGCAUCCGGAACAUCGUGGCGGCAGACAUUCGCCGGCCAGCGGAGUGCGCCUACUGCGACUAUCGCUAUGGCGACUGGCAGGACCUGGCGCACCACAUCAGCCGGAUGGGACACCUGCCCAACGACCUGAAGCAUGUAACGAACGAGGAACUGAACGCCCUGAUGUUGCUCAGUGCCAGCGGCAGCGGCGGGGCCAUAAACGAGUACUACCAGUGCGGUCUCUGCAGCGUGGUGAUGCCCACGAAGGCGGCGAUCGGACAGCACGGCCAGGUGCAGCACAGCAAGCCCGGCGAGCGCUUCUGCUUCCGGCAGCUGAAGGCGGAUGUAAUCUACCACUGCUUUUUCUGCAUGUUCACCUCCACCGACGAGCUGACCACGCUGCGCCACAUGAUCGACCACUACAGUCGCUUCAGGGUCUGCCAUUUCUGCACACUCGCCCAGGAGGGCGGCUUCGAUGAGUACAUCCAGCACUGCUAUGACAUUCACCGAGACGAUGUGCAUCGCUUCCGGGCCGUGCACUCGUUCAGUGAUCUCAAAAAGUUCCUCAUGCAGGUGCACUACCAAUUCCAGAAUGGCCUGAUUAUCACAAAGAGCAGCCUGCGCUAUACACGCUACAAUGACGAUUCCAUGAUUCGAAAGCUGGACGAGGAGCUGAUGGCCAAGGCACAACGCCCACCGAUCCCUCGGCUGCACAUUCGUCUCAAGUCGACGGGGGUCCAGGGACCGGCGGAGGUGGAGGUGACGGUGCUGGAACCAACGCAGUGUGCGCGAAUCGCCAAGAGGCGAAAGACACUGAAUCCGGACGAACUACUGCGGAUUUUCCGCCAGGAAGAGAAGGCGCAACAGCAGCAGCGGCGGCAGGAGCAGCCGGUGGUUCUAAAUAACAGAAUGGUCAAUAUUCCACCUGGCCUUGUUCCAUCACCGACUGCUGCUACUCGUUCUCCGCCGCCAUCUCCUCCGAUCGUGUCGCUGGUGGGGAACCAGGUCCGCAUACUAAAGCGCCGCAACAGCCACGUGGUGCGUUCCGGACCCUAAAACCACAGCCCAGACUAAGACCACAUCAUUAUUAUUGUUAGAUUGCAAACAUUUUAUAUUGGCUCCCAGCCCAUAAUCCCUAAUCGUAUUGUGCUAGUUCCAAACUAAUCAAGCAUUAAAAAGAAACUUUCUUUUUUUUAACUUAGUUAAGACCAUAUUACUACAUUUGUAAGCGCAAACACAGUUUUAAGAUCAAAGAGUAUGUUAAGAAGUAAGAGCAGGAGAGACAGAUUUGGAGACUAUAAUAAGACGGACGUCGGCUUCAAUUAAUUAAACUAUCGUGUUGAAUAAGCUCAAAUAAUGGAUUUAUGGAA